UUCACGGGCACCAGCUUCGGCUCCCGCCCAGCUUCACGCCCUCUCGCACCUCGGUUCACACGUCCGCUCGCACAUCCAUAUAUAAACCUGCUAUGGCUUCGCGUAUCCUUCUUCGAGCAGGGGCGCCUGCCGCUCUAGCUCGACGUGCUCUUGCGCCGUCGAGACAAUAUGCCCGCUCCUUAAGCACGACGUGCUGCCGCCGAUCCGAUGACUCCGAUCUCAACAAAGUAUCCCGCUCGAUAACACAACCGAAGGCUCAAGGCGCCUCGCAAGCCAUGCUGUAUGCGACGGGCCUGAGCGAAGAGGACAUGUCAAAACCCCAGGUGGGCAUCUCGUCGGUGUGGUACGAGGGCAACCCGUGCAAUAUGCACUUGAUGGACCUGUCGGCCGUGGCCAAGGAAUCCGUCAAGCGUGCCGGGCUUAUUCCUUACCGAUUCAAUACCAUCGGCGUAUCGGACGGCAUAUCUAUGGGUACGACCGGCAUGCGCUAUUCGUUGCAGAGUAGAGAGAUCAUCGCCGAUAGCAUCGAGACCGUUAUGCAGGGUCAGUGGUACGACGCCAACAUCUCGCUUCCUGGAUGCGACAAGAAUAUGCCUGGCGUCCUGAUAGCCAUGGGUCGCGUCAAUCGGCCGAGCAUCAUGGUCUACGGCGGCACCAUCAAGCCCGGGUGCAGCAUGACUGGCGCGCCGAUCGACAUCGUCAGCGCUUUCCAAGCCUACGGGCAGUACCUGUCGGGCGAGAUCACCGAGAAGCAACGCUUCGACAUCAUCCGGCAUGCGUGCCCCGGCAAGGGCGCCUGCGGUGGCAUGUACACGGCGAACACGAUGGCCACCGCUAUCGAGACGCUCGGUAUGACCUUACCAGGCAGCAGCAGCAGCCCCGCGGACGACCCGAGCAAGAUCAAGGAGUGUGAGGGCAUCGGCGAGGCCAUCAAGCAUGUCAUGAGGGAGGACAUCCGCCCGCGCGACAUCAUGACGCGCCAGGCCUUCGAGGAGGCUAUGGUCGUCGUUAACAUCCUCGGCGGGAGCACUAACGCUGUGCUACACCUGCUCGCCAUCGCCGACUCGGUUGGCAUUAAGCUCACUGUCGACGACUUCCAGGCCGUGUCUGACCGCACGCCCUUCCUCGCUGACCUUAAGCCGUCGGGUAAGUACGUGAUGGACGACAUGCACACCAUCGGUGGCACACCCGCCCUGCUCAAGUUCCUCAUCGGCGAGGGCAUCAUCAAGGGCGAGGGCGUCACCGUCACUGGUAAGACCAUUAAGCAGAAUGUCGAGUCGUGGCCUUCCUUUCCGACAGACCAAAAGAUUAUUCGCCCAUUCUCCAACCCUAUAAAGCCGACAGGUCACAUCCAGAUCCUGCGCGGGACACUCGCGCCGGGUGGUUCCGUCGGCAAGAUCACGGGUAAGGAAGGCCUCGUGUUCACGGGAAAGGCGAAGUGCUUCGACCAGGAGGACGACUUCAUCGCAGCGCUCGAGAAGGGCGCGAUCCGGCGCGGCGAGAAGACGGUGGUCAUCAUCCGGUACGAGGGCCCCAAGGGCGGGCCGGGGAUGCCUGAGAUGCUGAAGCCGUCCUCGGCCAUCAUGGGCGCCGGGCUCGGCGGCGACGUCGCGUUGCUGACGGACGGCCGCUUCUCGGGCGGCAGCCACGGUUUCCUCAUCGGACACAUCACGCCCGAGGCGCGCGAAGGCGGGCCCAUCGGGCUCGUCCGCGACGGCGACACGGUAACUAUCGACGCCGAGCGCCGUGUCAUCGACAGCGACGUUAGCCCCGAAGAGAUGGCCCGCCGUCGUGCCGAGUGGGUCCCGCCGCCACCACGCUAUGCCCAGGGCACGUUGACCAAGUACGCGGCGCUCGUCAGCGACGCGAGCCACGGCUGCGUCACGACGGGGACGACCGCAGGGAAUUGAUGGAUGAGCUAAUUCGCUUAUCCCUCGACCUCUCUACUCCCGCCUUCCCUUCCCUCUCUUUCCGCCGAUGUGUGAUGGUAUGGGCAAACAUAUCCUACGUCGGCGCGCAGCUGUACAUGUCGCCCCACCCCCCCAGCUUCAUAACGGGCAG
Molecule: messenger RNA, 2061 nt
Organism: Durotheca rogersii
Lineage: Eukaryota; Fungi; Ascomycota; Sordariomycetes; Xylariales; Xylariaceae
Product: dihydroxy-acid/6-phosphogluconate dehydratase
Exons: 2
Coding region: 93-1910 (605 amino acids)
Biological process (GO): branched-chain amino acid biosynthetic process
Cellular component (GO): mitochondrion
Molecular function (GO): dihydroxy-acid dehydratase activity
Source: RefSeq, a predicted model, not a curated record